AUGAGGAAUAUUUUGGGCGUCUUCUCAAUUUUGGUCCAUUUUAAGGUAACCUUGAACAAAACUUAACUUCAAUUUCAAAACAAAAACGAAAAUAUUUACAGACAAAAUGCGACUAUACAGAAAUAAUGAAUAUGAAAUUGGGUGUCAAAGUCGAAUUGCCAAAUAUAGUUUAUGAUAAUGAAUCGAUAAUAACAUCAACUGGACAUCCGAAAUGUAAGAUGAGUAUUCAUCGAACCGAUUUGGGGACAAAUCAAUGUGCGAGACAGCAAUUAGGAAUACAUGAUAAGAUUGAUUGGUCGACUAAGUUAUGCUAUAUUUGGCAUUGUCCAACGUGUAAGUUUUUGGUUUCUGAAAUUUUUAAGGAUAAGCCUAAGCUAAGGUUAGGAUAGGGAAUUUGCCUAAGUCUUUAGUAAAGCCUAUAAAGAAGCCUAAGCCUAAAUUGAGGGGGAGAGUUUUGCCCAAGGCUUUAGUUAAGCCUAUCAAGAAUCCUAAGCCUAGAGUUAGACUUAGAGUUGAGCCUCAGCCUUUCGUUAAGCCUAUGAAGAAGCCUAAGCCUAAAGUAAGGGUGAGAGUUUCGCCCAAGCAUUUAGUUAAGCCUAUGAAGAAGCCUAAGCCUACGCUAAGGUUCAUGGUUGUGCCCAAGCCUUUAGUAGGGCCUAUAGAGAGGCCUAAGUCUAGAGUUAGAAUUAAAGUUGUGCCCAAGCCUUUAGAUAAGUCUAUGAAGAAGCCUAAGGCUUAAAGUUGAGCCCAAGCUUUCAGUUAAGCCUACCAAGAAGCCUAAGAUAGUCAAACUAGUUUAGUUUUCCACGUCAUAGCCUCUGGGCUUCAUCUGAGUUAGCCUAAAUUCUACUGAAUCUCUCCCGUCAGCUUCAAAAUCCAAUUAUUUCCAGUAAAAUACGCAAUGCGAGUCGAAAAUUGUUGGAUGGGUUCACCUCGUCAUCCAGUCACAAUUCUCGACAAAAACGGUUGCUCGCCCGAAAAAAUCAUGCUGGAAACUCCAGUCUAUUCAUCGUAUAAUAAAGCAGUCGCAUCGGGUUUCGCAUCGAUUCGACAAGAAAAUAUGAAACAUAUUCAUUUUGGUUGCACAAUUCGAUUAUGUCAUGUUUGUGAUGUUUCUUGUCAAGCGAUGACGGUGGGUUUUUUUCAUUUUUUGUUGGGAAAUACAUAUUUAACAUUUCAUGAGCAAGUAAUUUCAGCCACCUCGAACAUGCAAUGAUAAUUUAACCAACGAUUACGAUGCAAUGUGGGCUUCAUCUUCAAAAAUGCGCAAUUUUUGUUAUCCAACUACAACCAUAUCUCCAAAUGAUCUCAACUCUAAUUUAUCAUCAGGAAAUUUCAAAUUCUUAAUUUUCACCCUGUCUUUUCUGCUCUCUUGA
Molecule: messenger RNA, 1376 nt
Organism: Caenorhabditis angaria
Lineage: Eukaryota; Metazoa; Nematoda; Chromadorea; Rhabditida; Rhabditidae
Source: the annotation of a GenBank genome assembly